Dichomitus squalens LYAD-421 SS1 is the source of this 3036-nucleotide messenger RNA. RefSeq lists its product as uncharacterized. Lineage: Eukaryota; Fungi; Basidiomycota; Agaricomycetes; Polyporales; Polyporaceae. The record is from RefSeq and is a predicted model, not a curated record. Bases 92 to 2077 code for a protein of 661 amino acids. The transcript is spliced from 12 exons.
CGUUCCGUUCGGUGCUCUGUAUAUUCUGAACCGCAUCUGAUAGGGACUAGAAUUUGCACGCAAAGCCGCGCUGGCGAGCUAAUUGGCCUCCAUGAGCACCGCAUCGCCCUCCGCGUUCUCGCUUUGGUCGAUCCUCGCCAUCCUUUUUCUCGUAUUCCUUGUGCACCACUUGUGGUGCUAUGACCGCUUCAAAUGUCUCCGCUGGUCCGCAGGUCGCCAGCCCGGGGCAUUCAAGCGCAUCAUGACCUAUUCCUAUCUAGGCGCUGUACCGCUGCUGUUGGUGUAUAGUAUUGGAAUGACGGUCAUCAAGGUCAGAGAAGGCUACGUUCUGGCUCCGGACGGCACUUUCAUCCCCAUGCCCAUCAAUGCGUACCGCGACGGCAACAGGAGCUGGGUUCUUCCCUUGCAGUUUGUCUUCAGCUUUGCCUGGGCAUUGGAAAUGGUCACGCACUUGGAGGAGCUCGCGUUCUGGUUGUAUCUUUUGCAUCAGAAUCCGAACAAGGAGGCGUGGUUCUCCAGUUGGGAGUAUCGUUUUUGGUACAUCGGGAGCAUAUGCGCGAUCGUUGGCAUGCCUCUUACCGCGCUGAUCACGCGGAACAACCUGGAGACUUGCGACGCGUACAUCUUCCUGGUAGGCUCUGCGGGAUCUACAUCGACGACAGUCAUGUUCCUCUACGUGCUCUGGCGCUUCCCUAUGUUCAUCAAACACGUCAAGGGUGAGGGCGCAGACCCGUCGGUGGUGGUGCGACUUGCGACGUUCUACCAGCUCAACCAAGUGCGAGUGGUGUUCCGUUUCCUGUUCACCAUCCCUCUGCUCAUUCUCGCACUCGACGGGAUUAUUGGGACGCAGCAUCCGAUUGACCGUGACCUGUUUGUCACGGACUUUCUGCAGAUGCUCGCCGGGCUAGGCUGCUUCGUCUCGUCGAUGAUCACGCUGCUCAUCUUCUUCCCCCGCUCGAUCGUCCGCGAGUCCGGAUACAAGCCGAAAGUGUCGAGCACGAUCCUACACUCGCCCAAGAGCUCCCCUGUCACGCCGCCUUCCCGCUCUGGGCCGUUCGCCGCUGAGGUGCCCGCGCACAUGAAUCUGCACCGCCUUCCCGCGCACAUGGUUGGGUACGCGAGCCCGAGCGCGUUCCGGAUGAGCACGACGGGGGUGACGGGCAUGACAGGGUACACGACGACAGGGUACGCGGACAGCGCGCACACGCAGAGCGUGUACUCGCCUCGGGAGUCGCUGCAGGACUCACGACAGUACGCGCAGUAUUCUCCGCCGCGGCCCGGGGAGGAAGGGGCGGACGUGCAGAGGUGGGGCACAAGAGUAUCGAGGUCGUCGAGGAGGGGCGUGAGCCGGCGGGCGAGCGUGUAUAGUGGGCGGAUGGACGCGCACCCGGAGAGGGGGUCCGACGGGGAGUACGAAGGGGAGGAUGAGCUGAGGAGGGGGGUAGAGGGGAAUGAACAGAGGGAUAGGGAGGACGAAGAGAGUGCCCCGCCUUAUUCGCAUGCCCAACUGAACGCGCACACGCAUGCACAUGCACGCUCACGGUCGCACCCGCAACCACACGGGCAAGGUGAUCAGCAGACACAGGCGCACCUUCACCUUCGGCUGCCGUUCGUACACUCCCAUUCAAAUCCACAAAUAGACCCCGCUGCACACCAGGGCCUCCCCGCACCGUUGGGCCUCGACGAGCCGCCCUCGCCACCUCGACCAGGACCUCCUCCAGCCAUCCAUGCUUCUUCGACUGACACGUCGACAGUUCCGCCCUCGCCUACAAAAGCGAAGCGACGCACCUGGGACUGGGAAGAACGGCGGGCCGCUCCGACGAGCCAAGUGCACGGGCGCCGCGAUAGCCUGCACAUCAUCGCGAACGGGCCCGGGGCGACGGCGGUGAACCUCGGACCGGGGGGUGCCAGAGUGGGCCUGGGCCUCGGUGUGAACGUAAACCUGGACCUGACGUCGGGAGGCGAUAGGAGCGGGAGGAGGAGAUCGAGCUUGCAUCCAUACGUCGUGAACUUCACAUCGCCAAUCGACCUUGUUGAUCUCCCCCCAACGCACCACGAUCUGCCGCGUGCGAUCUGAUCUUGCUGCUCCGGCUUUAUAGACGUCUUCGUGUCCAUGUGCAUGGGCACCCAUGGAGGGCAACGGAGCACAUGGCGUCCGGGUUGGGGAGCGGGAAGAAUCGCAUUUGACAAACGAGCCUGCGCUUGUGUCUCCGGAGACACAGCCACUACAUUCGAUUGUCGACAUCGCCGGCGCGCAUCACGAUCCGGUCUUUCGAUUGGGCUGGCAUACCCCGACGGUCGACGCUCUACAACAUCUCCAUCCAGCUACAUGCUGUUCCACAAGACCCAAGUCCAUAUCGAACUUCAGGGCUCAUCUUCCCUCGCCGAGCGAUUCUCCGACAACCCACUCUCAUCGCACGGAGCAACAUGAUAUGUCGUCGUACACUGCCCAUCCACCCACAUCCACAUCUCGCAUCGCAUCUUUGCUCCAUCUUGCAUCUGCAUCCGUAUCUGUAACUGCAUCAAGUCGCUGUCCCUAUGCCCCUUGGACAUCCAAACUUCUUUCCCGCCAUACCCGUCGUCAUCCCUCUAUGUUUAUUCGCGCAUGCCACCGCUCUGUUCUCAUCUGCUCGUCUGACCGCAUGCACAGGCUAUCUUGAACCCGGCCUGCUACGGCCUGUUGUGCUCGCACCAAAAGGCUUCCCACAUCUGUUGGAAGUGACCUUGCCCCGCCCCGUCAGCCACGCGCUCUCCCCUUACGACUACAUCACGACAUGGCAUGAUAUGUACUACUACUUCUCUAUAACCGCUGUGAGGCGAUGCGAGGGUGUUUGUUCUUUUGCGACGGUUGCCGUCCUUGGCUGUCAUACAUCCCUAUCCGCGCGCUUGUCUCCCUCCCGCACUGUCCCUCCCUUGAUUCGACCAUUGGUUGUUCCGCAGCCUCCGUGCUAUGUAUCUCCUUUGAACGUCUUUCUGCCCCGAGCUUGGAUCAUCAGACGUUCUGGACGCUCUUGUUUGCUCGACGCUUUGUCAUCC